Messenger RNA from Procambarus clarkii (red swamp crayfish), 5106 nucleotides. Its product is annotated as ATP-dependent DNA helicase RecQ. The record is from RefSeq and is a predicted model, not a curated record. Lineage: Eukaryota; Metazoa; Arthropoda; Malacostraca; Decapoda; Cambaridae. Gene Ontology annotation, biological process: DNA replication; double-strand break repair via homologous recombination. Gene Ontology annotation, molecular function: nucleic acid binding; 3'-5' DNA helicase activity; four-way junction helicase activity. Gene Ontology annotation, cellular component: cytoplasm; chromosome; nucleus.
CAAAGCAACAAGCACCUUGGUAGCUCCGAUCAUCUUCAACAUAAACGCGUCCAACAACAUCAGUACUGGUGCAGUCAUCGGGAGGACAAACCCUUCAUGCAAACUGCACCUACUAUCAACAACAAGAAGAAGAAGUAGGGGCAUCAGAGGUGAUCAGCAGUAUGGCGACUGCUGCAGAUGAUGAUGAAGUGAGUGGAGCUGUAGAGGCUCUGUUAGAGGACAGUUAUGCAGAGGAGAUGGCUGAUGCAUUUGGUGAUGAAGACAAUUACCAGGAGAGCAUCCCUCAGGAUGAACUAGAGAAUAUUUUUGGGGAUGAUGAUCUAGAUGUACCCAAAGACCCAAAUUACUACGAACCAGGACUGGACCAAACAACUGUGUGUGUAGACGAAGAUAGUCUUCCAGCUGGCAUUCCUGAACCAACUAAACACCACUUGCAGGUUCUUCAAGAAUCAUUUGGUCAUAGUGCCUUUCGUCCGAUGCAAUGGAAAAUAAUCCAUGCAGUGUUGCAGGGUCGUGAUAAUUGUGUAGUGAUGGCAACAGGAUAUGGCAAAAGUCUCUGCUACCAGUUUCCUGCAGUGUUCACCAAUGGUGUGGCAGUAAUUGUGUCACCCCUGAUCUCUCUUAUGCAAGAUCAGGUGUUGGCCCUCAAGGCAUCCAACAUUGAAGCAUGCUAUUUGGGAAGUGCCCUUAAGAAUAAAGGAGAGGUGUACUCUGAUAUGUUUACUGGCAGAUACCGAGUCAUUUAUGUAACUCCAGAAUUUGUUGAUGCAUGCUCAGAUGUUCUUGCCACCCUCAAGAAAAGGGCAGAUAUCUCCCUCUUUGCAAUUGAUGAAGCUCACUGUGUCAGUCAAUGGGGACAUGACUUCAGGGUUUCUUACAGGCGGCUUGGAUCAUUGAGAAAACUUUUUCCACAAGUGCCCAUCCUAGCACUAACAGCCACUGCAACUCAUCGUGUACGCAAAGACAUAUGCUCUUUACUUAGGCUGAGAUCGCCAGAAGUGACUGUUACAAGCUUUGACCGCCCAAACCUCUAUAUUGAAGUGAGGUCUAAGAAGAAGGACAUUUUAAAGGACAUUCUUCCCCUCAUGGUCAAAGAUUCAAGGGGAAAAUACAGUCCUGAGGGACCUACCAUUAUUUACUGCCCAACCAAGAAGGCAACAGAGGAAGUAGCAGUAACACUAAGAGGUACUGGAAUAAAUUGUGAGAAGUACCAUGCAGGAAUGACACCAGAUCAGCGUAAGAGGUCUCACGAGCAAUUUGUAUGCGAUAAGGUAGAUCUUAUAGUUGCCACAGUUGCCUUUGGAAUGGGAAUAAAUAAACCUGAUGUCCGUCGAGUUAUCCACUAUGGAGCUCCAAGCAACCACGAGUCUUACUAUCAGGAGAUUGGCCGUGCAGGAAGAGAUGGGCUGCCAUCAGUAUGUACUGUUAUUUUUGCUCCAGAAGACUUUGCUGUUCACAGGUUCUUCUUGAGUCAGAUAAAAUCAGAAGAGUACCACAAUCACCGCAAGAUGAUGAUGAACAAAAUGGAAAAGUUUUUAAGCCUUACUGCCUGUCGUCGAGCAGAGAUUCUCUCACAUUUUACAUCAAACCCUCCCAGUGUUACACCGAAAAAAGAUUGCUGUGACAACUGUACCCAAAUACUAUCAGGCCAGGGCUCUGGAAAAGGAAAGUCUCGGGUAGAGUCCGCUCUUGAUGAUGAUGGAAAGUAUGACUUUACUGAGGACUCUUUGAAUCUUAUGAAGACAGCAGGGGGAUGCAAUGGGGCGUGUGCCAUUGGAACACUAAUAUAUAUAAUUCGAGGUUCCAAUUGUCAACGAGUAAAGCCACACUGGAAACGACUCUCAACAUUUGGUGCUGGGAAAAAUCGCAGUGAAUCCUAUUGGAAAGCAUUAGCCAAAAUGUUAGUUUUUGAUGGGUACAUUUCUGAGACAACUGUACAAAGUGGAGGGGAGGGUAGAGGUCGUGGAAGAGGAGGUUGGGGACGGUCUGUCUCUACCUUCUCAUACGAUUCCAUUGGACUAACUAGAAAAGGAAGUCUUGCUUUGGAUGAUCGCAACUGCAAAAUAAUGUUGCAACCUUCAUCUACAAUGCUAGAAGAACUGCGCUAUGUCAUCAAGACCGUUAGACCUACUGUUGCCAACACUAAUGGAGAUUCAGCCCAUCGCUACCUAUUUAAUCCAAGUGACUUCCUAAGCAAACAAACCAGCAAGAAGCUCUUACCUGGAACUCCUGGCAUAGCUCCUGUCACUGAGCCACUCAGAGCAGGUCUUAGCACUUCAGAAAUAAAAGAAGAGAAGCAGGAAGCAGAAGAACCGGAAGAUCCUAGAGAAGGGAAACUGAAGACCGAGUUGUACAAGUCGCUGUUAAAACUACGAAAUCGUCUCGGAGAAGAAAAUGGAUUCAUGCCAUAUUUGGUUGCAACAAACAGAAUAUUGCUGUUACUCACUCAGGAUAGGCCUACUACAUUAAAUGCCUUGAGAAAAAUUGAGGGGCUGGUUGAAGCUAAAGUUCAAAAGUUUGGUCCUGCUCUGGUGGAACACAUUCGAACAUUCUGUCUUCAGAAUAAUUUAAGUUGCAAGGGUGGAGCUGAUACCAAUCAGGUUGAGCUUCUUGUGGGUGAGGAAGCAAAACCCUCGACUAGUAGCUGUGGCAGUGGAUUUAUCUCUUCAAAAAGAUUAUACAAUAGUCAAAAACACAUUGAUGAUGUGCAAAUAGGCACUAAUGUAGACAGUAGCACUUCAUCUGGAUGGAUUUCUGCAUCUAAAGCUAAAGGUACUUCUAAAUCUUCUUCCCCUGAUAUGAUGGCAGGCACUCUUGAAACAGAGAACUGUAAAUUGGAAUGUGAAGAACGGGAAGACGAUGUGAGAAAAAGAACAAUGUCUCCUAAAACGCAAGGAGCAGCUCACCAAGGUCAUUCCAUUUUGAACAGAUGCGGCAAUGAGGUUGACAGAAUUAGAAAAGAUGAUGAAAACCGUUUUAGCCAGAUGAGUGAAAACUCUGAAAAUCUUGAAAGUUCUUCAGUAAAGUUUGAAGACAGUCAACAUACACAAAAAUAUACUGUACCCAAGAUGAAUGGAAUAGGUUUGGGUAUGCAUGAUGAUCUGUUACCAGGUGAAAAUGAAGAUUUGUUUGAUGACAUUGAAAAAGAAAGCUCUAUGAAUAUGACAUUUAAAUCUGCUACUUUAGAUGCGCGCACAAAAUUGCUGGCACCAGUAGAUACUAAAACAACUAAAGCAACUCUGUCGGCACCAGAAAUUUCAAAUGCAGAAACACAGCCUUUAGCAUCUACUGGUGAUACACUGCUAUAUAACCCACUCCAAGUUACAUCAGCUCUGACAAGUAAAAUUGGCAAGAAAAAGGGAGUCAAUUUCAGUGAUUCAGACACCGAAGAUGGAAGUACCACUACUGAGGAUUCGCAGGAGAAGUAUGAACGCAUAAUUUCUGAUAAUAAAAGAAAGCUGAAAGAUAAAGGAUGGAUCGAUGCUCGUAAAAUGAAAAAGAAAAUACAAAAAAAUUCACUUUUUAAAAGAUAAUGGGUUAAUUGAUUUAGGAAAGUUUCCAAGACUGCACAUGAUUGUGGUAUGUAAAAUACUGUACUGUACAUGUUUCUAAGUAACAGUAUGUAAGCAAUAGUUUAAUAAAUAUAUAUUUUUGUACUUUUUUUUGUUUCAUAGGCCUUAUUUAGAAAUUAUAUAGUAGACUGUAUUAAGAAAAUUUUCAUGUCAUUGAUUUAAUAUAUGGUACUGUAUUCUGUAAAAUAAUAAUAGGUCUCAGCAUUUAAUGAUUGUUAUUCUGAUUAUAAGCCUAUACACUUUUAAGGAAAUAAAAGUAAUUUGUUUCCAUUGCUUGUUAAUGGUAUAUUAGCUACAGAAAUACCACACAAACAAGUUCAUAGAAAUAAGAGCACUCCUCAUAUUAGAAAAUGAAGAUCACAGUAAAAUAUUAAAAAAAAAAAAUUUUUUAGUUAUACAGUAUAAGAAAAAUGUACAAAUUUAAGUACAUUAGCAUGUCUGUAUUUUACCUGUACAGUAUUUUCCUGUCAUUCACUAUCUCUGCCAGCCUUAUUGGUUCAAGGUCUGUCCGUUUGGUCUUGGGGGUUUUGCACUUCCAUAUUUAUGCUGGGAGAAAAAUAAUUUAAUGUUGGCUUCUCUGUGUUUGGGCUUAGCAGGUGUUAAGGUUCAUGUUAUCAGAUUUCUUCAGUGCAUGUAAAUGUCUUGACGAGAUGAACCUUGUCAUGCCUGGUGGCUUUAUAUAUAUUUACCUAAGUGUAGUUACAGGAUGAGAGCUACGCUCGUGGUGUCCUGUCUUCCCAGCACUCUUUGUUACAUAACGCUUUGAAAUUAGUGACAGUUUUGGCUUCCACCACCACCUCACCUAACGUGUUCCAACUGUCUACCACUCUGCAUCAGAUGUGUCCUCAUAAACAGCAUAUUGUCACCUUUGUUAAGUUUAUUCCAGCAAUCCAGCUUUUAAGUUUUACAGGGUAAUAUGAAAUAUUUUGUUACAAUUGUAUAUGCAGUAUAAGCCAUCCCUUGCAUAAAAUUGACCUCAACAAUUUAGUUACAAAUUCCCUGUCUUUAUUUUUGGUUCCCAUCAUAUAUUUAAAGAAUAAAGUGCUAUAGCACACGCUUCAAUUACAUUUAUACCUAUCAUAUAUACUGUAUACUUUAGUUCAUAGGGAAUGCUGUACUGUAUAUUUCAUGUAGCCUGUUCUCACUGAAGAGUGACAAAUGUCAUGCUUGUAUCGUGCCAAAAGUGGCAGAACCUUUACUAAUGCACCUAACCUUCCUAGGCCAGUACCCAAUAGUAUUAGUAGACAUAACUUCCACAUUGAGUGGGUUAUUUGUACAUUUUACAACAUAACGUCCCAAUAGGAUAAGGGCAUUUUAAUUUUUUCAAAUACUGCAUAUGGUAUACUGUACAGUGUAAUUAUGUAAUUAAUGUGAAUCAAUAAUUUUUUCUUAAAAUAGCUCAACAUUUAUUUUAGCAUAUUUUAACAGUUAUUUGUGAUCAGAAUAUACAGUUCAGUCUUAUGGCCUUGGCACCUCCUUUUGAUACUUUAUUAUAUUAGUAAUAAAUAAAUUUGUAGAAAACGGUGAUAUUAUA